GGAUUCAAACUGGGGUCUGUGGGACUCUAGAGUCAGCAUACCUGAGCUAUAGCCUGUCACAUCAUCCCAGAGAUGUUUGCUAAGUGCCUUUCUGUAAAGAGAACUCCAGAGACCAGCCCAGAGACCAGCUAGGUCCAUGGGCUGCUAAAGAUGGAACCCUGCAUCUUCCUCAUGGCCUGAGGCCAUCCCCAAUGCCCCACCCCUGCUGCUCUAGGGGGCUAUGCAGUGCUCGGGAGUGGUCCCUUGCAGGUGGCAGCAGGCUCUGGUGAGGCCAGCUGAGAGUGCAAACAUCAGGAAGGGACUUGGAAGGGAUGGCAGCAGCACCAUUCACUGAUGCCUGCCCUACGCCCAGCUCCACCCAGACACUGAGAGUGGCUCACAGCCCUACAUGGGAGAAAGACACCUUCACGUAUUCACAGCCUAACCCAACUCAUACCCUGGGGGAACAGUGCUGGAGGGUCCUGGGGCAGCUCAGAGUCUUCCCAGGGGACACAUAACUGGUGUUAGUUCUUAGAGAAGUUGCUAACUGCACAAGAGAGGGAGAGGGCUUCCAGGCAGAAGGAACAGCAUGUGCAAAGGCCUGGAGAGAGGAACUUCUAGAUAGACCUGUAUGACUGGGGUGUGGGUGCUGGAAGAGAGACAGGGUCAAGCCCUGAACAUCCUAGAACAACAAGCCGAAGAGCUGGGAUGUGCCCUGCUGCUGCUGGUCCACCAUGGCCUGUGGCUCUGGACGAGAUACAGGGCCUGUCAGCCCCGCCUGUGCCAGGGCAGCAAGAGCUCCACAAAGUCCUGGCCAACGCCUGCAAGUCACAGUUCCUCCUGGGCCACAGAUUCCCCUUCUGUGAAGUGGGUGUCCGGUGCUCAGAGCCAGGACUGGCACCAUGGCCCGGAGCAGGGCACUGCUGUUCCUGUUGCUGUUGUCAUCGCAGCUGCAGCUGGGACCGGUGAGCACGGUGAGGCCUCCGGGGUUUGGCCGAGGUGGUGCCCACAGCCUGAGCCCUGAAGAGAACGAAUUCAUGGAGGAGCCAGUGUUGGUCCUGAGCCCUGAGGAGCCAGGGCCUGGCCCUGCCACCAUCAACUGCCCCCGAGACUGUGCCUGCUCCCAAGAAGGUGUUGUGGACUGUGGUGGCAUUGACCUGCGUGAGUUCCCGGGGGACCUGCCUGAGCACACCAACCAUCUGUCUCUGCAGAACAACCAGUUGGAGAAGAUCUACCCCCAGGAGCUCUCCAGAUUGCAUCGACUGGAAACUCUGAACCUCCAGAACAACCGUCUGACUUCCCGAGGGCUCCCGGAGGAGGCGUUUGAACAUCUGACCAACCUCAACUACCUGUACUUGGCCAAUAACAAGCUGACGUUGGCACCCCGGUUCCUGCCAAACACCCUGAUCAGCGUGGACUUCGCCGCCAACUAUCUCACCAAGAUUUACGGGCUCACUUUUGGCCAGAAGCCAAACUUGAGAUCCGUGUACCUGCACAACAACAAGCUGGCGGAUGCCGGGCUGCCGGACAACAUGUUCAACGGCUCCAGCAACGUCGAGAUCCUCAUUCUGUCCAGCAACUUCCUGCGCCACGUGCCCAAGCACCUGCCACCUGCCCUCUAUAAGCUGCACCUCAAGAACAACAAGCUGGAGAAGAUCCCACCAGGUGCCUUCAGUGAGCUGAGCAAUCUGCGUGAACUGUACCUGCAGAACAAUUACCUGACUGACGAGGGUCUGGACAAUGAAACCUUCUGGAAGCUGUCCAGCCUGGAGUACCUCGAUCUGUCCAGCAACAACCUGUCGCGGGUCCCGGCAGGGCUGCCGCGCAGCCUCGUGCUCCUGCACCUGGAGAAGAACGCCAUCCGGAGCGUGGAUGCAGACGUGCUGACGCCCAUCCGCAGCCUCGAGUACCUGCUGCUGCACAGCAACCAGCUGCACGCGCGCGGCAUCCACCCGCGGGCCUUCCAGGGCCUUAAGCGGCUGCACACGGUGCACCUGUACAACAACGCUCUAGAGCGCGUGCCUAGCGGCCUGCCCCGGCGCGUGCGCACUCUCAUGAUCCUGCACAACCAGAUCACCGGCAUUGGCCGCGACGACUUCGCCACCACCUACUUCCUGGAGGAGCUCAACCUCAGCUACAACCGCAUCACCAGCCCACAGGUGCACCGAGAUGCCUUCCGCAAGCUGCGCCUGCUGCGCUCGCUGGACCUGUCCGGUAACCGGCUGCACACGUUGCCACCCGGGCUGCCGCGCAACGUGCACGUGCUGAAGGUCAAGCGCAAUGAACUGGCAGCCCUGGCGCGCGGAGCGCUGGCCGGCAUGGCCCAGCUGCGUGAGCUCUACCUCACCGGCAACCGGCUGCGCAGCCGCGCCCUGGGCCCCCGCUCCUGGGCCGACCUUGCCCACCUCCAGCUGCUGGACAUCGCUGGGAAUCAGCUCACAGAGAUCCCUGAGGGGCUCCCUGAGUCACUUGAGUACCUGUACCUGCAGAACAACAAGAUUAGCACUGUGCCUGCCAAUGCCUUCGACUCCACGCCCAACCUCAAAGGCAUCUUUCUCAGGUUUAACAAGCUGGCCGUGGGCUCCGUGGUGGAAAGUGCCUUCCGGAGGCUGAAGCAUCUGCAGGUCUUGGACAUAGAAGGCAACUUUGAGUUUGGUGACGUUUCCAAGGACCGGGGCCAGUUGGAGGAAGAGGAUGAGGAAGACGAGGAGGAUGAGGAUGAGGAGGAUGAGGAAAGGCGAUAGUGACGGGGUGAACCGGAUUUGACAUAGGACACCGGACCGCCAGACCCCUUUCUGCAGCACGUACCUGUGCCCUGUGAGCCCCACUCUGCCAUGCUCACAGACACACCCAGUGCCACCCUCACCAGCCACCCUGCACCCCACUGCCACAACACAGGCUGGACACACAGUCUCCCAUUCCCCCUUGUUCCUGUAGUACCCCACGGCCAGACACGUGCAGGCAACAUGACACAGUCACACACUGCUGGCUGCACGGAGCAAGCCCACCAUACAGUUCCCCUCUCCAUCCCACGCCCUCCAUUGCCAUCAUGCCCUUGGACUCCUGCAGACUCAGGGAAGGGUCUGACCCUGCCCUGGCACUCACGGGCGCCUGCUCCCUUCACCUUGGACCCGCAUGUGCACGCGUGCGCGCGCGCGCACACACACACACACACACACACACACACACACACACACACACACGAGUCCCAUGAAAACAGCCCUCUAUGGCCUAUGCCACCGACAUAUCUUGCCCCAGCCAGAACUGGCCAGAACAGCUUGCCACCUGCUCAUCCGUCUGUUCGUCCGUCCACUGGAGAAGACAGAGUUAUCUUGGUGCUCUCUGUGGCCAGGUGCCUGCCACCCUCUGGAACUCACAGAAGCUGACUUUUGUUCCUUUUCUUCCCUUUGGGGACAGGAACCUUUGGGACUGCUGCCCUGGCCUGCCUGCCCUGACUCCCAGCUGCCCAGGCAGCCACUCCCUGCCAGGCCCUGGCCGGCCACAGGCAUGUCUGUGAUGGGAAACCCCACUGAGGCCAGAGGGAAAGUCUCCUGGGGUUGCUGGGGCCUUGGGCAGAAGUCAGGCGGAAGGGCAGUGCCAGGCAAGGAGGAAGGGCCCAGCUGCCCUGAUGACAUACCUUUUUUAUUCUUUGGGCCUGUGGGAUGUUCUGGGUGCCUUGGGUUUUUAAAUUCUUUUUUAAGAAAAAAAAAAUGAUAAAAAACAAAACUGAUUUUUCUUGUUAUAGAAAAACUAAUAUAAAAGCAUUACCCCUUUCUGGCAGCCUA
Molecule: messenger RNA, 3764 nt
Organism: Herpailurus yagouaroundi (jaguarundi)
Lineage: Eukaryota; Metazoa; Chordata; Mammalia; Carnivora; Felidae
Gene: PODN
Product: podocan
Exons: 11
Coding region: 882-2723 (613 amino acids)
Molecular function (GO): protein binding
Source: RefSeq, a predicted model, not a curated record